AUGCCGAAGCUUCCCGAUGGCACCUUUGCUUCGGGUGCGAAAUGGUUCGCUUUGCGGGGCCGGCCGAAGAACCACUCCGAGGAGUUCUGGGCCAAGUAUGACGGCUUCGGCGGCGAUGCCUUAGCCUUCCAGGAGAGCGAAACAGGCGUCACGGCGCUGCACCGAGCUGCGGCCUUCGGCUGGCCACAGCAGGCGCAGUUUCUCCUGGCCCGAGAUCCUGCAUGCAUCGAAACCAGGACAUCGGCAGGCCAGUCUGCCACAGAGGUCGCGGAGCGCGCCGUGGCGUGGUGCCGAGAGAAGGGACGCUCAGAUGAGGAGCUCCAAAAGCAUCAGGAGGCCCAGCCCAUGGCCUCAGCAUUCUGGGUUUUGCUGCUUCGAUUAGUUUUUCCUUGCAGGGAGUGGGAUUUAUGUACAGGGUUCUCGAUGCGUGGUGGCUGCGCUCAUUCGGCACACGUCCCUCGACUGCUCGCUUUGUGUCCUGACUGCUUGAGCGUGGACGCGCUGCGCCGAGCUCUGGCCCGAAUCCCAACCCCCCCGGGCUUGGCCCGAACUUAG
Symbiodinium necroappetens is the source of this 555-nucleotide messenger RNA. The record is from the annotation of a GenBank genome assembly. NCBI's taxonomy places the organism in Eukaryota, Dinophyceae, Suessiales, Symbiodiniaceae.